ACCGGAGGGCUGGGCUCCUUAGUGCUGGAGCUACCCGCUGACAUGUCUUGGCCGCAGCUCGGACUCUUCCAGCCUGGCGGCGCCCCCGGGCUCGCUCGGCUGCUUCCGUGGUUGCUGCUGGCCGUGCAGGGCCUGGCCCAGGCCGACUGCCCGUGCGGGAAGCCAGAGCUGUGCCGCCCGAUCCGCCACCGCCCAGACUUUGAGGUUUUUGUGUUCGAUGUUGGACAGAAAACUUGGAAAUCUUAUGAUUGGUCACAAAUUACAACUGUGGCAGUUUUUGGAAAAUAUGACUCAGAACUCAUGUGCUAUGCUCAUUCGAAAGGAGCAAGAGUAGUGCUAAAAGGAGAUGUAUCCUUAAAGGAUAUCGUUGAUCCUACUUUCAGAGCAUCCUGGAUAGCUCAAAAAGUGAAGUUGGCUAAAACACAAUAUAUGGAUGGAAUUAAUAUAGAUAUAGAGCAAGAAGUUAACUACUCAUCGCCUGAAUAUGAUGCGUUAACUGCCUUAGUAAAAGAAACCACAGACUCUUUCCAUCGUGAAAUUGAAGGAUCACAGGUGACCUUUGAUGUAGCUUGGUCUCCAAGGUGCAUAGACAGAAGGUGCUAUAAUUACACUGGAAUUGCAGAUGCUUGUGACUUUCUUUUUGUCAUGUCUUACGAUGAACAAAGUCAAGUCUGGUCAGAAUGUAUUGCAGCAGCCAAUGCUCCCUAUAAUCAGACAUUAACUGGAUAUGAUGACUACAUCAAGAUGGGCAUUGAUCCUAAAAAACUUGUUAUGGGAAUCCCCUGGUAUGGUUAUGAUUACACCUGUCUGAAUCUAUCAGAGGAUCAUGUUUGUACCAUUGCAAAAGUCCCUUUCCGGGGAGCUCCCUGUAGUGAUGCUGCAGGACGUCAAGUGCCCUAUAAAGUGAUGAUGAAGCAAAUAAACAGUUCUAUUUCCGGAAGUCAGUGGGAUAACGAGCAGCAAGCUCCUUAUUAUAAUUAUAAAGAUCAUACUGGGCGUUUUCAUCAAGUGUGGUAUGAUAAUCCUCGGAGCAUUACUGUGAAGGCGGCAUAUAUCCAGCACCAUGGUUUAAGGGGCAUUGGCAUGUGGAAUGCAAACUGUCUUGACUACUCUGGAGAUGCUGAAGCCAAGCGGCAAACCGAAGAAAUGUGGAAAGUCUUAGAGCCAAAGCUACGGCACAGAUGAAUAUCUUCUGUCAAACUACUGAGACUUCGAAGAGUUGCUUGUAUAAAUCUGGUUUUGUUAUACUGUUUUAUAUUUCAGUUAUUAGUACACUCAAAGCCAAAUAAAGAUGCUUUAAUGGUCUGAAUUUGAAUAGAUACAUACAUCACUUCAGUAUCCAGAAACAGAAUGGUAUAAAAAAGUGAACUUUAUGAAAUGCCCUCCUAUAAUGCUUAUAUAGAAUUAACAUUUAUUAGUUGUAUAUGCUGAUUAAUAUGUAUUAAUUGUAAGUAUUAACAUAUAUCAUUAUAGAAUUAGGAGUUUUAUGACCACAAAUUUCCUGAAUGAUACUUAAAAUAUACUUAGAGAUAACUACUAAUUUUUAAGAUAGUGGUAAUUUGGAAUGAGAAUUGUUUGCUUAUAGUGGAUUUAAAAAAAUUAUUUAUUUAUUUAUUGGAUAGAGACAGAAAUCAAGAGGGAAGGGAGGGAUAGAGAGGGUGAGAGACAGAGAGAUACACCUACAGCCCUGCUUCACCACUUGUGAAGCUUUCCCCCUGCAGGUGGGGACUGGGGGCUCGAACCUGGGUCCUUGCACACAAAAUGUGCGCUCAACCAGGUGUGCCACCACCUGGGCCCAGAAUAGAUUUUUAAACACAGUCUUUCAGACGCAGUUUGCUUGGUUUUUUUCUCUUCUUUUUCUUUCUUUCUUUCUUUCUUUCUUUUUUUUUUUUUUUUUUUUUUUUUCCUUUUUAAAACCUGCAAUUUAGUGUUUCCUCUUUAGGUUCACCAGCCCAGUGUAAAUAAUGUUUUCUGCUCCCUGACUUCAUAUAGCAAUCAUACAAUGAGAAGUACUUAAAUUAAAUAUACUUCAGCCUCCAGAAAAAGAAGGAUAUAAGGGACUAAAAUAAUCACAAAAUACAAGAAGAUAAGUUGGUAAUAUUUAAAUCAGUAGGUUAGAGCAACUUAAUACUAUCCAGUUAAAUUAUUUUUGUGAAAUCAUGUCUGAAAUUUUAGAAGGGA
Molecule: messenger RNA, 2181 nt
Organism: Erinaceus europaeus (western European hedgehog)
Lineage: Eukaryota; Metazoa; Chordata; Mammalia; Eulipotyphla; Erinaceidae
Gene: CTBS
Product: chitobiase
Exons: 7
Coding region: 43-1185 (380 amino acids)
Biological process (GO): carbohydrate metabolic process; chitin catabolic process
Cellular component (GO): extracellular region
Molecular function (GO): chitin binding; chitinase activity
Source: RefSeq, a predicted model, not a curated record